AUGGGGAUCACAGUCUACAACAUCUCGUCCACCACCGCGAGGGUGAACUGGUCGCCGUCGCCCACCUGCCUGGACACCUUCUACAGCGUCAUGUACCACCCCAACUGGAACAGCCUCGCCACGAGCUACAAACGCAAGAGCUUCAUGCAUGAGGAUCGAAUCCCGGUCAGCCAGACCAGCACGCACGUGGCCAACCUCCUCCCUCAGACCGCCUACUUCCUGUGUGUGACUUGUCAGGCGGCCAACCCGGUGCAGGAUCAGUGCCAGGUGUUCAGCACCCUGAGCGAGAGCGCCGAAGGUCACGACAGAGCCGGCUGGGAGUUCGCUGCGGGCGUCUGGCUGACCUGCUGCCUGUUACUGCUGGUCAUCGCCGGCAUCCUGAUGUGGGGGUGUCUCCACAACAUCUGCCCCUUCCCCGGUCAGGGUGGAGGCGGCUGCAACGUGAUGACCAACUCGAACCACCAAGACAUGUCCGGAUCGGGACGUCUCUACACACACAGACGCAGCAGCACAGACAGCUCAAAACACGCCGCGAACAUCCAGCGCCCGCUCCUCUCCACGCAGAGAGGCAGCCACGUAAUUACCCAGGACCAUGAGCUGAGGACACUCGCUAAGCUGUCAGGCAGCGAGCCAGUAUGAAUCAUCUGGAUUAAGGUCAUCACAGCAUUGUUUUGCACAGACUGAAACGCCAACGAGUCUGAUAAUACACUA
Labrus bergylta (ballan wrasse) is the source of this 711-nucleotide messenger RNA. RefSeq names its product fibronectin type III domain-containing protein 9. Lineage: Eukaryota; Metazoa; Chordata; Actinopteri; Labriformes; Labridae. Gene Ontology annotation, molecular function: protein binding. The record is from RefSeq and is a predicted model, not a curated record.